Culicoides brevitarsis is the source of this 1704-nucleotide messenger RNA. Its product is annotated as protein FAM117B-like. Lineage: Eukaryota; Metazoa; Arthropoda; Insecta; Diptera; Ceratopogonidae. The record is from RefSeq and is a predicted model, not a curated record. The coding region runs from base 94 to 1110 and encodes 338 amino acids. The transcript is spliced from 5 exons.
AACGACUGCUAAAAGCGAAUUUUUGAGUCCACUGAAGAAAUGGCUCCAUGAAUCAGGUGUUUUUGUGUGAUUUUGCCAAAGUUUUUGCGAGCCAUGUCGUCGGGAGCGCGAGUGAAGACAAAGCCGAGUCCAAUGAAGGCAUUCCAAGCACUACCGAUUAUCGGAUCCGGCAAUAAUGCAGCGACAAAUCUCUUGCCAAUCCAUUUCGCGUCGAUUACACAAAUUUCCAGCUCAUUCUCGCCCCUUACGAGACACAUAUCGCCCGAGCAUGCCGGUGGACCAAUCGCCUACAAAGGGAAAGUGAUAAGCCAAAGUGAAAAUUGUAUGCGGCGAACGGCGUCGCUGGACCAACUCACGACAGUCAAGGCGACCACAAAGCCUCCGAAUCCCUGCAUCUUCUGGCAGCUGGACAAGGCGACGCAAACCGACGAAUCGUGCUUGUCGGAUCAUCGUCCGGGCGCCUUCGAAAGUCCUUCCGAAAAGAUGGAAAAAGUCAUCAAGCACCGCAUUCCGCGUCAAAGUUACAGAUCCGCUUGCGAACAUUCCGUCAGCAUUCAAACCCUUAGUCCAGUACACGUGAAAGCUAGUCCCGUUCUUAUUCCGUCGCGCAAUCAACCGAUUCACAUGCGACCGAUGCGCAGUUCUGUCGAAGGCUUGAAUCAGGAAAUUGAGAAACUUGUGUUGCAUCCGGGCGCAGGUCCGAUGCAUUCGUGCCGGCAGGAGUUGGAGAUGUUUUCGCGCGGCACUCCCGAAGGACAUCGCGCUCCAAUCACGGAUUUGUGGAGAGAACAUUCCCGAUCAACACAAACGCCAUUGUUGUCGCCAGACUCCCAAAGUACAUCACCUUCCGAUGAAGGUGCCCAGUCAAAAGACGCAUCUCCACGUAUUAAUCGAUUUCUGGCACGUGAACCUCCAGACGGUUGUGAAAAAGUCAAUUUAAACCUCAAGCAAAUCGAAGGCAGCUCCGAUUCCAUGUCUAGCUUCAAGCCAGUCGGCUUUGAAUUGCGCCCCUCGCUCGGCUCCGCAUUUCAGCCAAUCCCAAUCAUUCCAAAGGUAGUAAAAGCCGAGUUGCCCGUCAAUCUGGAAGAAGAUGUAACGGAAGAUUAUUAAAAAAAAACACAUCAAACAACGGAAGAAGAGAAUCAAUUAAUUGAAUUAGAAACCAAAGUUCAAGUUGCAUUAAAAUAAGAAACUGUGUGUAAAUUCUUCUUAAAGUAGUGACGCAUACACAGAUUACAUGAAAACUUCUUUUGACGUAAACACACAAUCAAUCGGGUUAUCAGUAAGUAGUAAUCCAUGACAUGAAGCGAGAAGAAUAACAAACAAAUAAACAAAAAAAUUACGACUGUAAGUUGCGCGCAACAGAGAGUGACUUAUUUUUUUAUUACAACUAUCAAUAACUUGUAAGAAUAUUCAGUGUAAUCAUCAUCAUUUAUUAUAAAUUAUUAUGAUAUAUUAUAUAUAUUAAAAAUAUAAUUAAAAAUUAGUUGUAGCAAAAUCCCGUUCGUUUCUCAAGGAGAAAAAAGGGAUUGAAAAAAAAAUCAUAUAUAUUGGCCAUCAUGCUUCUGUAUAGAGAAACAAAAAAAUAUAUAUAUAUUUAAAUUGGUGUUACAAAAAAUACGAGAUUUAUUUUAAUUACUUAGAAAGUUCAAAUUUUUAGGCAAAACAAAAAUUACAAAAAAUUAAUAAUAAUAAAAAUAACCU